This is a messenger RNA of Coregonus clupeaformis (lake whitefish), 1033 nucleotides long. Its product is annotated as apoptosis regulator BAX-like. Gene Ontology annotation, molecular function: channel activity; protein homodimerization activity; protein heterodimerization activity. The record is from RefSeq and is a predicted model, not a curated record. The transcript is spliced from 6 exons. Gene Ontology annotation, cellular component: mitochondrial outer membrane. NCBI's taxonomy places the organism in Eukaryota, Metazoa, Chordata, Actinopteri, Salmoniformes, Salmonidae. Bases 288 to 902 code for a protein of 204 amino acids. Gene Ontology annotation, biological process: mitochondrial fusion; intrinsic apoptotic signaling pathway in response to DNA damage; positive regulation of apoptotic process.
AAAGCCACACGAAGAAGAGGCGCAGUUUAGAUACACAAUAGCAGCCCAGGGCACUUGCACAACCCACUGUGUAUUUCCGUGUUACUUCCUUGUUCUGUCUUUGGUAUUUUUCUGGAGAGAAAUGUGUAGACAGCGGUAAAAUUGUUUGAUUCGGCUACUUAUCAACGCGAGCGACACAAGUCUAAUAUUUUUUUUGUUUAGUACCCCGCCUUGCGGUUACUAAUCGGGGCAGACCCGCUGAGGAGAUCAGGAGCUGUAGGACUUCUUCGCCCCAGUACUUCUCGUCGAUGGCAGACUCCCGAGAAAGAAGGAAAACUGGCGAAGAUGAGCCUCAGGGUGCAGUCGGGGGUGAAGAUGUCAUCGACGACAGAAUUAUGGAACAAGGAGCUGUUGUUUUAAGAGGGUAUGUCAUAGAGAGGAUCAGUGCAGAGAACCCAGAGAGGCAUUUAGCUCCAGAGGACCUUGGUGGCAGACCCAACGAACUAGAGGACCGCCAGGUCAAAGACGUGGUACACCAGCUGCUGCUGAUCGCUGAUGACCUGAACAGAAAUGCUGAGCUACAACACCUAAUAAGCACAGUCCAGGUAAACUGUGCCCAGGAUGUGUUCUUCUCAGUGGCCAGGGAAAUCUUUGCAGAUGGUAUCAACUGGGGCAGAGUGGUCUCCCUGUUUCACUUGGCCUACAAGCUUAUUUACAAGGCACUGACACAGAACCACUUAGAAAUCAUCAAGAAGGUUAUUAGCUGGGUAUUACAGUUCAUCAGGGAAAAUGUCUCCGCUUGGAUUCGACAGCAAGGAGGAUGGGAGGCGGUUAUUAGCACCGUGUCACAUUGGCGUACUGUGUCGCUUGUGGCUGCAGUGGCUUUCGUGACAGUCAUGGUUUACUGGAGGAAAACACGCUGACAUCAUCUCAGGAAGUGCCCUUGGUGAAAUCAAAGUGCCCUUAAAAUUUGGACAGUUCUCUGGGAAGACGGGUUAUUGUGUGUUGUCCUGUGCAGUAGAUUUGACUUUGGGGCAAUGGUGACCUAGUAGUC